CGUUUACGACUUGACCGCAACCUUAUGCGGCAUGAACAUUUUCUCGAAAAUCGACUUGGUCAAAGCGUACAACCAGAUACCUAUGGCAGCAGAAGAUAUCGCGAAAACAGCCAUUAUUACUCCUUUUGGCCUGUUUGAAUUCCUGCGCAUGCCUUUUGGUCUUCGGAAUGCAGCACAAACAUUCCAACGCUUUAUGGACGAUGUCUUCCGUGGUCUGAAUUUUGUUCAUGUCUACAUCGAUGACUGUCUAAUUGCGAGUCCAGAUAAGGAAACUCACCUUAAACAUUUGGACCUCGCAUUCGAAAGACUUAAAAAACAUGGCAUCACAGUUAACUUACAGAAGUGUGAAAUAGGAGUUGAAUCACUCAGCUUCCUUGGGCAUACCAUUGACAACAAAGGUAUACGCCCAUUGAGAGAUAAAGUGGCGGCUAUCACAAACUAUCCAGAGCCGACCACUGUGAAACAUCUCCGCACUUUCAAUGGCCUGGUAAGUUAUUACCGAAGGUUUAUCCCUAACUGUGCCUCUGUCAUGAGACCACUCACAGAUCUACUUCGAGGAACUGCGAAGUUCGUGUCUCUGGACAACGCGGCUAGACUUGCUUUCUCCAAAGUCAAGGAAGCCAUUUCGAACGCAACCAUGCUUAUGCAUCAUGACCCCAAUGCUCCUCUGAGUAUUGCUGUUGAUGCAUCUGAUUCAGCAAUUGGAGCAGUUUUGCAACAGUUGACUGACAACCAGUGGCAACCGUUAGCCUUUUUCUCGAGGCGGCUGCAAGACGCGGAAACAAGAUACAGUACAUUUGGUAGGGAACUCCUAGCCAUGUACUGUUCUGUACGCCAUUUUCGACAUUCUGUGGAAGGUCGUGAUUUCAUUAUUUUCACAGACCACA
Heterobilharzia americana is the source of this 887-nucleotide messenger RNA. NCBI's taxonomy places the organism in Eukaryota, Metazoa, Platyhelminthes, Trematoda, Strigeidida, Schistosomatidae. The record is from the annotation of a GenBank genome assembly.